Molecule: messenger RNA, 651 nt
Organism: Orbilia oligospora ATCC 24927
Lineage: Eukaryota; Fungi; Ascomycota; Orbiliomycetes; Orbiliales; Orbiliaceae
Exons: 4
Coding region: 1-651 (216 amino acids)
Source: RefSeq, a predicted model, not a curated record
AUGGUCAUCAAACUAUCUCUCGUCCUCUUCUAUCACCGCGUGACAAACCUUAAUUUUGUACGAAGGACCGCCUAUGCUACGGCAAUUCUCAUCAGCGGAACUACCGUGUUAUCUACUGCUCUUUAUGCUAAUGCGUAUCCACACAUCGAUUAUUGGAACUACCCGUUCGAUUCUGCCAGGGUGGAUCAACGCGAUGCGCAGACUGUGAUUGCCUGCAUCUUUAUCCUCUCUGAUUUAAUCAUCUGGAUAUUGCCAAUGCCGCUAGUGCUCCGGCUAAAAUUGUAUCCACGGGAAAAGGUUCUGGCCUUGUAUACCUUUUCAGGAGGUGGUGUGGUCUUUAUUGCAAGCGGCUUCCGACUUCAGGCUAUUAGGGGGUCUUAUACUGAUGAUUCGAAGAGUGAUAAUGCUUUCCUUAUCAAUGCAUGGACAAUCGUGGAGCUCAACCUUGCGCUAAUUUUUGCUUCGAUACCAUCGGUUCGAGCUUUAGCAAUACAUUAUAGUUCUAGGAUUUCGGGCAGCGUCCGAUCGCCCUCAUCUGCAUUGGACCCAACUGCUACAACGAAACCUCCUACUGAAAAGGAUGGAACUGGAACCCAAAGCCCAACGCUGAAUCACAAUCUGCGAGAGUAUGACCCCGAGAAGCAUGUCUAG